Molecule: messenger RNA, 342 nt
Organism: Angiostrongylus costaricensis
Lineage: Eukaryota; Metazoa; Nematoda; Chromadorea; Rhabditida; Metastrongylidae
Source: the annotation of a GenBank genome assembly
AUGAAAGGAAGGAGAGCAACAAAAUGGAUCGUUAUCGAGUUUAAAACAUGCUGUGCAACACUACCAAUCUCACUACCAUCAAUGGCAACACCACGUCGGAUGAACGCAUCGUGCAAGACAACUGUGUCUGAGUGGUUCUGCACUUCAGCACUGGUGACGGGAGCAUCGAAUCUUGUGGCAAUGAGACUGCUGUUUCUUGAUCUGCGACGACGAGCAGCGACGCCAAGUGGAAAAGCAUUGGUCACUCGCGAAUUCGGGAGGUACUUCGUGGUGUUGUUGUCGUUGUACUGGUCGCUAUUGCUGCAGCCGCGACCGUAUAAUUUGGAUUUAAGCGUUGCUUAG